CCUCUGGGUCAGUUUGGUUUGGUUCGAAGCUGUGACUAGACGGUGGAGUCCCGCAAAACGAUGAAGCUCAUAGUGCUGCUGGUGUUAUUUCCUGGAACAUUCAUCGGCAUGGUGUCCUCUAGACGAAGGAUACAAUGUCGCCUGUUGCAACCGGUCGUACAAACGGAAACAACGACAUUGGCACCUCCAGUUCAUAUCAUAAACAGCACCGAGUUUGAGAUGAUUAUGGCGAAAUUAGAUGCGUUGGAUUUACGCCUUGUGAAGACAGAAUUUGCCCUUCAGAAUACGGUGCACACGAUUGCAAAUGAAGUUUCUAAUUUGGGCCAGGUGAUGGAGAAGCUGGCUUGGGUGGCCGGUCAAACCGAACUUUCUAGCAGUUUUGUGGAGCACCAUGUAAAGUUGAUCGAAUACAAUUUGACAGCCUUACAGAAGGAUGUCAGAGAUGUGCUAAGCGUUCAGCAACGGCUGCCGACGAGAAGCUACAUAGAGAAUGCAUUGGUGAAAUUGAGAUUUGUCCCAGCCCCAGCAGAGCCGAUGACUGAAGAAAAAGUUCAGAUGAUGGUGGAAACUAUGCAAUCGAUGAUGAUGGAUGAACCAAUCUACGAGUACUGCGACCAGCUGCCAGAGACUAGUAAAUCUGGUGUGUACAUCAUUCACCCGGAUGUAGAUUUCCGGGAGCCAAUGAAAGUGUUUUGUAAUCAAACUUUCAUGGCUGGUGGUUGGACAGUGAUUCAAAAUCGUUUCAAUGGAACAGUAAACUUUUAUCGCGAUUUUCAAGAGUACAAACGAGGAUUCGGUAAAAUGGAUGGUGGUGAGUUCUGGCUGGGGCUUGACCGAAUCCACCGAUUGACUUACUCCGCCCCGCACGAGUUAGUUAUAGUUCUGGAAGACUGGGAAGGUGUAUGGAAAUACGCCCGGUAUGAAAAUUUUGAGGUAGCUGGAGAGUAUGAAAAUUAUAAAAUAAAUAAAAUCGAUGGGUACUACGGAACAGCGGGAGACUCGAUGAACUACACCAUAAAUGGCUAUUUUACUACUUUCGACCAGGAUCAUGAUACAAAUGAGAAGGAAAACUGUGCCGUCAAGUAUCACGGCGCUUGGUGGUAUAAAGCGUGCCAUUCAAGCAGCAACCUAAAUGGGAAAUUCCUGCGAGGAAAUACUACCGAGUUUGGUGCUGGCAUGAACUGGAAUACGUUUCACGGGAUGAAUUAUGCGUUGAAAUCGUCUAUGAUUAUGAUCAGAAGGCGACUAGAUUUGAUUACGCUGGAUGCCCACCGCACACAUACGGUUUUCGAGAAUGCUACUAUAGAUGAAGGUGAUAAAGUAAAUUCUGUUGAAUAAAAUAAUGGUAUGUUGAUUAUUCUGAGAAUUAACCAUAACUGAUAAUAGAAGGCGGCAAAUACAAAUACAAAAGAAAGUGCGCCAUAUAUCACCGUAUUAGGUGCGAAAUUCGCUCUUUCAAGAAGUGUUUAAUUUGAAUCCUACCGACAUUAGAAUACGAGUGAGACUUUCGGCGAUGAUUAAUAUACUUGGUAUUCUGAAGCCGAAGUGGUAUAUUCCAAAUUUUAUUUGCUAAUUACUGUGGGUUGAAACAUAGGCAAACUUUUUGCUUCACACAGUCUGAAGCAAUAUUCUGCGGGGAAAGUCAGUACAUAAAUAAAAAGAUGAAGAUUAGAAGAGUAGUUUAGAAAUGAUUUGUGAACACCGCUUUUACAAUGUCUGAAAUGUGUAUGGAGAAAAUGAUUUUACUGCCAUCUCAACACUCGUAAAAGGUAAAAAUAUUGCACUCGGA
Molecule: messenger RNA, 1789 nt
Organism: Wyeomyia smithii (pitcher-plant mosquito)
Lineage: Eukaryota; Metazoa; Arthropoda; Insecta; Diptera; Culicidae
Product: microfibril-associated glycoprotein 4-like
Exons: 2
Coding region: 61-1338 (425 amino acids)
Source: RefSeq, a predicted model, not a curated record